This is a messenger RNA of Oncorhynchus masou masou (cherry salmon), 2925 nucleotides long. Its product is annotated as cerebellin-4-like. Gene Ontology annotation, cellular component: synapse. The transcript has 3 exons. Bases 248 to 859 code for a protein of 203 amino acids. NCBI's taxonomy places the organism in Eukaryota, Metazoa, Chordata, Actinopteri, Salmoniformes, Salmonidae. Gene Ontology annotation, molecular function: protein binding. The record is from RefSeq and is a predicted model, not a curated record.
CACCUAUUUCGGAUUAUUAUUUUAGUCACAAACAUCAUGUAAAAAAAAUUGAGACAAAGAGAAAAUAAACUGGAUCUUCAUUUCAAUCAAUUGUCAACAUUUGAAGAUCUGGAUGUUGUUGAAAAUAUGUCUUUCAGCAAUAUAGCAUACGGCUGGAUCCAAUAAGAAUUUUAACUCGUCAGAAACGUGUGCGACGGGGGGACCAGAGAGGAGGACUCGGAACUUCAUACGGAGUAUUUUUUUAAAAAUGGGGCUAUUACGGUUGUUGUACAAGGUGAUGGUAAACUCUCUUGUUCUUAUGUUCAGUUUGGCGUUGAUCUCUGAGUUUGUGGGAGCUCAGAAUGACACGGAGCCUGUAGUCCUGGAGGGCAAAUGUCUUGUGGUUUGCGACUCUAAUCCGACUACGGAUUGGAAGGGCUCGUCCUCUCCUCUUGGUAUUUCGGUACGUGCUGCAAACUCCAAAGUCGCUUUUUCUGCGGUCCGGAGCAACAAUCACGAACCGUCGGAGAUGAGCAAUAAAACAAGAAUCAUAUACUUCGACCAAGUUCUUGUGAAUAUAGGCAACUAUUUCACAUUGGAGUCAGUGUUUUUGUCACCCAGAAAAGGGAUCUACAGUUUUAAUUUUCACGUUAUAAAAGUGUACCAGAGCCAGACUAUACAGGUGAACUUAAUGUUGAAUGGGAAACCUGUCAUCUCAGCUUUUGCGGGUGACAAAGACGUAACUCGAGAGGCAGCCACCAAUGGAGUUCUGCUCUUUUUGGAUAAAGAGGACAAGGUCUACCUUAAACUGGAGAAGGGGAAUCUAGUUGGCGGAUGGCAAUACUCUACGUUCUCUGGUUUCCUUGUUUUCUCUCUGUAAAAAGAUAGAAAACCUCACCAUUCAAAUGAAUUUAUCAACAAUGUGUUGUUACUGUAUAAUUAAAACAUUUCUACAUCAGUUGGAUCUAGCUAAAGGAUGGAUGAUAUUAUGUUCCGUGGUCAAGGAUUGCUACAGAGAGAAGAAAAGCGACAUUGGAAAGAGUCGAUGUUUGAUAGAAAUGGGAAUCCGUCUACAAAUGCAAUACUGCUCCAGAAAAUGCCAUAGUACAGCUCAUUGCUAUGCUCAUGUUUACUUGACAACUUCAACAGAGGAUCAACACUUCACAACAAUUCUUCCCUCAAACUUAACAGUCCCAGAAUAUGUUUAGCAUCUUUUAAAACGUUUACAUGACAGGCCUUUCUAAGUCACCAUGCCUCUUUUUAGGAUGUCUUUCCUAUAGGGGAAAUGGAUUUGUUUUUCUUGGCAAGUGUGGCAUGUGUGAUAUUACAAUGCCGAAUUCAGAGCAAAGUCUAUCUUCCAACUAUAAAAUGACCCCCUUCUUGCGUGUACAGUCACACACACUCUCUGUAGAAGUGAUAACUAGUGUCACACUUGUCUUCAUUUGGAGGGUGUCAUUCUAACACCAGGAUUAACUUGUGAUAUGAGUCUGACAAUGCAGGUGUUGAAUUAAUAAUUGAAUGCACCUUUAAAUAAGAGCAGGUAGAUUUUAAUCAGAUAAAUUGAACAGUCAAGGAUAAAACGCUCUGGGAAAGGAGACAUAACCAGAAAGUUAGAAAAUGUUUGAGUACACCAGACAAAUCCUGUCUCGUCUGAUGAAACAAAACGUUUGUGAUUGCAUAGGACUGCAUCAGAGAAGCAGGUCAUUGCAAAGAUCCACAGCACAAGUUUAUUUUGUCUGGCCAUUCUCAUAACAAGAAGAGAUCUGGCUAUUAAACAACUUUAUGUCAAAACAGAUGUUGUAGAUGCAAUAUUGUCAUUGAACUGAGAAGUUGUGGAGGCUCAAGUUCAUGCUCAAGAUUUGGACACUGCAGUAGGUCUGGCCUUUUGACGUCACCAUUGACCUCCCUCCCUGUCAUGUGUUGGUUAGCCUCAGUGAAGGCAUAUGUGAUACUUUGUUGAAGAGAUCACAAUUGUAUACUGUAUGUUAACAUUUGAUUUUAUGCACAAUAAUUUCUUGAUUCAUUUAAUAUUUACGCAUUGGUUUAUUCAUAAUAGUUUGUUUGAUUUAAAUGCUUAUUUGAAUUAACCGAUUUGGCAUUUACAGCCAAUGAUUUCAAUGUGCUAUGUCAUCAAUGGCUGCCACAUAGCCUGUAGCAUCUGCAACCCAUGUCAAAUUCCUUCUUACCAUUUGUUUACAGUGCAUUUUUGCAAUAUUCAUUUUUUUAAAUAAUUGGGAGAUUUGAAAGAUAAUUAUUCGAUCCAAUCUAUCAACAGAUGAAAUGUAAAGAAAAGGUGUGUGAAAUGUGAAUAAUGUAGAUAGUUCCAUAAGACUAGACAUUUUCCACACAAACUUAAUCUCACCCACCUUCUCUAACCUUUCCCCCUGAAAUACACGUGGGGAAAGUGUCCUGUUGGCCAUCUUGCAUUGAUAGAGUAGCUGUUGUGUUCACUCUUCAACUUAUGUAAUUGUAUGGUCAACAAAAACCUUUCCUGAGUAAAUAUAAUGGCACUACACUAUUUAUUGAUUUAUAUUAUCUAAACUCUGAAUGGUUUGAUUUUCUCAUAACAUAUUCCUGAGUUGACAAUUGCUUUCUGUCCAUAUACUGUAACUAUCAAGGUUGUGAGAAUAUAUGUUUUGUCUGUGAAUGUUAUGCCUCUGUGGAUCUCAAAAGUGUGUCAUUAGAGAAGUGAAUGGUUUGCCUAUUUCAGAAUUCCUCGGCUGGCAACUCAAGUCACUUUAAUGUUGGUGCGUGUACUGUAGGCCUACUGUGCGAUUGUUUUAGGCACAGCUCUCAAAUGAACAUGCUUUACUACUGGAUUCCUUUCUUUCAAGACAUGAAUGAUGUCUCCAACUCCCACCAAGAAACCACACCUUGGAGGGUAGCUAUACAGUAAAAGUGUAUCACAUUAACCAGAUAUGCGACAUCUCAUUUGUGAAAUAAAAA